Messenger RNA from Candoia aspera, 6958 nucleotides. RefSeq names its product DNA polymerase lambda (gene POLL). NCBI's taxonomy places the organism in Eukaryota, Metazoa, Chordata, Lepidosauria, Squamata, Candoiidae. Gene Ontology annotation, biological process: double-strand break repair via nonhomologous end joining. Gene Ontology annotation, molecular function: DNA binding; DNA-directed DNA polymerase activity. The record is from RefSeq and is a predicted model, not a curated record. The transcript has 9 exons. The coding region runs from base 118 to 1794 and encodes 558 amino acids. Gene Ontology annotation, cellular component: nucleus.
CUUCCGGCCCUUCGGCCCUGACACGGAAGAAAAUGCCGCGCGCAUGUCGCUUUUGCGCCACAGCAGUUCCGUCGCAAGACUGCAUUCUCCUGUUAGGGAAGGAGGCAUCUAUGGCCCAUGGAACCUCAAGGAAUUGUCAAAGCUUUUCCUAAACGAAAGAAAUUGAGAGAUGAUGUACAGACAGUGCCUUUAAAGAUUUGGAAAGAAGAAACUAGGAAUCAGCAAGCAGGGUGGCUGGAGCCAAUCACAGCCUAUGUGUUGCAAGCAGGAAUUGGCCAGGCCAGGACUGAGAUCUUCCAUAAGCAAAUCAUCCACAAUGGAGGGCACAUCUGCAGCCAGCUUUCCCCAGAUGUGACACAUGUCAUAGUAGAUGAAGACAUGGAUUUUGAUCGGGCUUUUCGGCUCCUCAAACUCAAAAGGUUACCCCAGGGAUUGCAACUGGUUAAGGCAUCAUGGCUAAGUUCUUGUAUUACAGCACAACAGAUCCUGAACACUACUGGCUAUAGACUCUUCAUCCCAGAGAAAUAUCUGGAUCUGACAAUGGGACACUCACCAGUACUGGAGGAGGAGAAGGUUCAUCCCAAAGAGAAUACAGUUAUGGAACUGAAGGCAGAAUCAAACACUGAGACCAGCUCUUUCUGCAAUACAAGGAUAUUAGAUGAUGAAGAAACUGAAGAGGACAAAAUGGUUAUCACUCUGGAAGAACUGGAAGCACUGAGGUCAGGCCAGGACCUGAACACUUUGUCAGAAGGCUCGUCAGUGUUCCUUUCUCCUGGCAAGUGGGUUUGUGCUCAGUCUUCUGAAAGCAAGAAAAAUAAUCAUAAUCAGUGCAUUACAGAGAAGCUGGAAGUGCUGGCAAAAGCCUAUUCUGUCCAAGGAGACAAGUGGAGAGGUCUAAGCUACUCGAAAGCUAUUAAUGCACUCAAGAGUUACCAUAAACCAGUCACGUCUUAUCAGGAAGCCUGUAGGAUUCCCGGAAUUGGGAAGCAGAUGGCAGAAAAGAUUGUAGAAAUCCUGGAGAGUGGGCAUCUUCGAAAACUUGACCACAUCAAUGACAGUAUCUCAGUGCUAGAAUUAUUUUCCAAUAUAUGGGGAGCAGGAGUAAAGACUAGCCAGAUGUGGUACCAGCAGGGCUUUCGCACUCUGGAUGACAUCCGCACUAGGGCCUCCCUCACCAGCCAGCAGGUUAUUGGCCUGAAGUACUAUGAGGACUUCUUGGAACGCAUGCCACGACAAGAAGCUGCUGAAAUUGAACAGACUGUUAGAGAAGCAGCGCAGUCUCUUAUAUCUGAACUAGUGUGUGUAGCAUGUGGCUCCUUCCGGCGUGGAAAAUCCACUUGUGGGGAUGUGGAUGUGCUGGUGACUCAUCCUGAUGGACGCUCCCACCAAGGAGUAUUCAACAAACUGCUCAACAUCCUUCAUAAAAGUGGCUUUCUCACAGAUGACUUGGUGAAUCAGGAAGACAAUAGAAGCCAGAAGAAGUAUUUAGGAGUCUGCCGUUUGCCAGGCCCAGACAGGCACCACAGGCGCAUUGACAUCAUUGUGGUGCCCUACGGAGAGUUUGCCUGUGCUCUGCUGUACUUCACAGGCUCAGCCCACUUCAAUCGCUCCAUGCGAGCACUGGCCAGGACUAAAGGCAUGAGUCUGUCAGAGCAUGCACUUUGCAGUGGUGUAGUGCGGGGACCAGAUGGCCUCAGAACUGUCUCUGGGAUUGUCCUGUCUACUCCCACUGAGAAGGAUGUAUUUGCACAUCUGGGGUUACCUUACCGGGAGCCACAUGAGAGGGACUGGUAAAGGGAAGAAAGGAUGCAGCCUCAGUCAGCUACAGGGAGAUAUGGGGACCUGCAUGAGAUCUUUAAGGAGGCACUGGUAUACCCCCUCCUCAGGAAACCAUCACUGGACCCUACUAUAUUUUCUCCCUGUCUCCCACCUUCCCUUUUUGGGAAGGGUGGUUGAGAAGGUGGUUGCAUUGCAGCUCCAGAGAAUUCUGGAGGAAAUGGAUUAUCUGGACCCCUUUCAGGCCAGGAUAUGGGACAGAGACCGCAUCGGUCACACUUAUGGAUGAUCUCUGGCGGGAGCGGGAUGGAGGGAGUGCAUCCAUCCUGGCUCUCUUGGAUCUCUCAGCAGCUUUCGAUACCAUCGACCAUGGUAUCCUUUUGGGGCGGCUCAGGGGGUUGGGGGUGGGCAGUGUAGUUUUGCGCUGGUUCACCUCCUUCCUCCAGGGCUGUUCCCAAUCGGUGGUGAUAGAGGAGAGAUCCGGCCCUCGACCCCUCCAUUGUGGGGUGCUGCAGGGUUCGGUUCUCUCUCCUCUCCUAUUUAACACCUACAUGAAACCACUGGGUAAGAUCAUCUGUCACCAUGGGAUGAGGUAUCAUCAAUAUGCUGAUGAUACUCAGUUAUUUAUCUCCAUCCUGGGUGAAGUAAGUGAUGCGGUCUCCACCCUUUCCAAGUGCCUGGGGGCUGUGGGGGUCUGGAUGGGGAACAACAGGCUUCAACUGAACCCUGGUAAGACAGAGUGGCUGUGGAUUGACAGCCCCUCGGGUUCCAGGAAGUUGUCUUCUUUGGUUCUGGAUGGGGUGGCACUUCCCCAUUCGGAACCAGUGUGGAAUCUGGGGGUCCUCCUGGACUCGUGACUCCUGCUGGAAGAGCAGGUGGCAGUCGCGGCCAGGAGGGCUUUUGCACAUCUUUGGGUGGUACGCCAGCUACGCCCAUUCCUGGACCGAGAUGCCCUCCGAACAGUCACUCAUGCCCUUGUCAUCUCCCAUAUAGACUACUGCAACGCUCUCUACAUGGAGCUACCCUUGAAGAGUAUCCAGAAGCUUCAGCUUGUUCAGAAUGCAGCUGCGCGGACAGUUACCAGUGCUGUAAAAUCAGCCCAUGUGAUACCACUGUUAAGCGAGCUGCAUUGGGUACCAGUUUGCUUCCGGGUCCAAUUCAAGGUGUUGGUUAUCACCUUUAAAGCCCUACAUGGCAUGGGACCAGGGUACCUGAGGGACCGUCUCAUCCCCAUAACAUCGACCCGCCCCACCCGGUCAGGCAGGGAGGGCAUGCUACGGACCCCAUCAGCAAAGGAAUUACAUCUAGCGGGGUCCAGGAGGCGAGCCUUCUCUGCAGUGGCGCCCACCCUUUGGAAUAUCUUGCCCCCGGAGUUGAGACGGGUCUCUUCACUCUUGGACUUCCGGAAGAAACUGAAGACCUGGUUCUGCCACCUUGCUUGGGAGGGGGAGAGUGACAGCUCCACCUGGGCAUGGCUGGCGCCAUAGCACCCCUUAGUGAUUGUGUUCCAUCUCCACUUGGAUUUUAUAUUUAUUUUAUAUUUAUAUUUUUAAUGGUAAAUUAGGUGGAUAUGUUUUUAAUAUUAUUUUAUUGUAAACCGCCCAGAGUCCCCCAUUGGGGGAGAUGGGCGGUGACAUAAAUUUAAAUAUCUAUAUCUAUAUCUAUCUAUCUUUAAACAUACUGUAUACAAUUUGCUCGUUUUCCUUGAAACCUAUUUGUGGAGACUAAACAUAGGACUUUGGUGAGCAGCUGAUUUUUUUCCCACUGACUGAAAAAUUAACUCAGUGAGCAGUUAUCAAUGAACGAGACACUGUGAUUAUAAAGCAUUUUGCACAUUAAAAAACCAAUUAAUAAGUCUACUAAGGGUAAAUGGGAAAUUUACAGAAUUGAAAUAAUUUUAAAAACAUGAUUUGCAGGGUUACUAUCCAUACAAUAUUUUGAAGAUUUCCUAUGGGAAAGACCACUUCAUAAGUCUGUAUAUAUAUUGAAGGGAUUUUGAGAAUCUAUUUCAAAAAUUUUGGAAUAUUGUAUGUCUCUUGAAAAGAGCUGGCUGGAGGACUUUGGGCCAAUUACAUUCUCUCAGCCUAAUUCAACUCACAGGGUUGUUGUAGGGAAAAUAGGAGGCAGGAGCAUGAUGUGCACCAUCCUGAGUUACACAAAAUGUUGCUGGGCUGGAAGGACAGGGCUUCCUCUUUUUCUCACCGAGUUUGCUUUCUUGCAGGCUGCUAGAAAUCUGAUCAUUUGCAGAAGACUUUUGAAAUUAGGCUGAGGGUUGCAUGAAAUUAGGCCAAGGAUCAUAUAUGGUUCUGGAGCUGCACUUGAUCUAUGGGAAAGAAUUUAAAUUGAUUCAUUAUUUGCACUUGGAGAUAACUCUUACGAAUUACGUUAUGUUCUGUAUUAAGGAAUAUAUUUAAAAAGUUCUUCAAAUAGUAGUAAAUAUCACCACUGACAUAGAUGUCUGUAUUUGCAGAGUACAUAUUAACCAUAGAGACUGGUGUGGUUCUAGAGUUUGGAACUUUAGUCAGUGCUUCCUUGAGGAUACCAGACUAAAUGAAGUGAAAACGCUGCAGGAGGAUAGGUUUUUGCUUGUCUGAUUAGGUAAUUUCUUAGCAUCAAGAAAAAUGGCAGAAAUUUACAGGUAGUCCUCAUUUAGAGGCCACAAUUGGGACUGGCAACUCAGUUGUUAAGCAAAGCAGUCACUAAGUGAAACCAUGAUUGUGCUUAUGAUCUUACUUCAGCUUUCCUUUGCUUUACUGACCUGCAAAGGUUUAAAUGUGAGGAUUGGUUGCAAAGUUACUUUUUCAUCACUGUUGUAAUUGUGAAUGAUCACUGUCUGAGGCAGUCACUAAAUGAGGACAGCCUGUAUUUCUCUGAUCAUUAAACAGAGACAGAACAACUAUGUUUUAGAUUCGGCUUCCUAAAUUCUCUGCCAAAUAGACUCAUUAUAUGUUAAUUAUAGGUACGUAAAUUAGCUGGGUGCUGGAUCCAGCUCCUGAGAAAUUCUAUCUAGACAUACAUAGAACUGUGAUUUCCUAAGGUAUUGCCUGUAGAAUACCUUAAGGUAUUGCCUGUAGAAUACCUGGCUUCAUUGCUUUCUGGACUAGAAACUUGCUCUUUCCUUUUCUAUUUUUUUAAAAUAGUAUUACAGUUCUCCAAUUCUCCUCAGUACCAUUUCUUUUUUCUUUAUAGUUUGAUUAGGAUGGAAACAGCCAAAACAUGUGUUAUCUUGAAUAAACACAAUUUCAUAGUACUUGAGGAAAUUGCACCAUUCUGAGUGACAGUGGCAAUCCAGAAUCUUAUGCAGUUGAUUUUUUCAUUACAUGCUGUUUGAUGAAGGUUGAGGACUAUGAGUAUAAAAUAUGCUAUUUCAUUGAGAAGUGACCACUCCCUAGUUUCCAUGUUAGGGCAAAAGCUUGAACUAAUUGUCUUUUCCAGUAUCUUGCCAUUCUGUUUUUAUGUUAAGUCCAGCCUUUUGACUUUAGAGACUCCUAGAAAAUUUCUUUGUAUUUAAUUCAAUGUAACAUGAGAACUUUAAAGGGAGGAGGGGGGCAGGGAUUAUCAACUAAAAACUGCACGUUAACUAUGAGUAGUAAACUUUCAAGUAUGUUGUAUAUUGCUGUUGCCAUUGAAAGGAUUUUGAAAAAGACAGGUGCAAAGAGUGGAAAGCUUAGAAGUUUGACAGGUACACCCUGCUUAGUUUGGCAAAAAGACUGAAAGGGGGGUUGAGUUGCUUGUCAAAUAUAUUCUCUUCUCAGGUUUGACCAAGAGUCUCUUGGAAGAUGAAAAACAAGAGCUUUUACGCUGCAGUUACACUAAUUCCAAUUACUACUACUUUGCAACUGGUUACUAUGGGUGAGCCAACUGAGGACUGAUGGUACUGGUGAUAAUUGGAAAGGUAGCCUGCUUUUGAAGGGUUUGCUCUCUGAGUUGUGGUAGUGAUACUUUUUAGGAGACAACCUCAGUUGAAUGUAUUGGUUAUUGUGGGAAUUGGAAGACAAUUCUUGACUCAUCCCAAGGUAAGAUUCAGUGAUCUCAUUGAAGGUAAUAUUUUCGCUCUCUUCCUUACCCCUUCUCUCUUGAUCUGGGUUCAGAAGGAAUAACUCAUGUCCUACCCUUUGUGCUGGUGGCAGGGAGCCACAAUUCACACCCAGGUACUAACAAUAGCUCUAAAUCAUCAAAGCUUCUAAGCUCCUGCAGUGAAUGAUUUUACAAAUAACUGGGAUCAGCAGUUGGGCAACCAGGUGGUAAGUCAAAUGAAGGGUCGGGGCCAGUGGCCUGCUUACAGCUUUCCUAGACUUCAGUGAAGCCUCUGCCCUCUAUUUUAUGAGGGGUCUCAAUUUAACUCUGUUGGCUGUAAUCUUCUUUUAUAAUGGAUUUUUGUUUGCAAGAGAUUUGGCCUGGAUUCUGUGAGAAAAUUCACAGUGCUAGAUCACACAUAGUUGUCAAGUAAUUAGCCACUAGUUGCAUUUUCACUGUACCAUUGAUUUUUUUCUCCUUAAGCUAUAAAAUCUACUCUAGAAUAGUCUCAUUAGCUUUAUCCCAAAAAGUGUAGCUAGUGCGUCUUCCUAGAAUGCUAGGCCUAGAGUUCAGAUUUUCCACUUAGCCACGAAAUUCACUGAAUAAUUUUGUUCAAUUACCAUCUCAGUCAAACCAUACAGGGUUGUUAUGUGGCUCUUCUAAUACACACUAUGAUAUCCUGCCUUGAGCAAGAUGAUAUGUACCAAUAAAAAUUUACAUUUACCCUUCACACUAUUGUGUCCCAGAAGGCUCCAUUUUGUUCCCUCUGCUGUUCAGUAUUCGCAUGAAAACUCAGAGAAGUUAUCCUGAACUUUACAUUGAGGUGCCAUCAGUAUAGUCUUAGCCCCACUGCUCCUUGCCAUCUCACUCCAAGGUAUUAGCCAACUUUCUGAAUUUGUAUACUUCACUGAAUCAUAAACUAACCAAACAGACUAAGUUUGUCUAACUCACUAAGGCACAAGGAACAACACUGACAACCAGGGCUUCUGUAAAUGCUGUCACUAGGUCUUUAAUCUGGUUAAACAUUGCGCAAAUGCAGCCAAGCACUGGUGGUGGUGAGGAGCGAAGCAGUGGCUCCACUGCAGAGGAAGAGAGGGGAACAUCAUUUUGCAUCUGGCAACAAGGAGGACGUUGUUUUACCAGUGGGCUGUUCUGCCAUUGCUUU